UUUCUCUAACCUGGCUCUGAUACCAACUGUCACGGGCCGACUAUUUGGGAACUCCAAGUAGACGGAACGUGCAGCACUUGCGGAUACUCCAAGCUAGCAAGUCAGCCUACAACUCAUGCCUGCGUGCAAACAAACUCAGUGGUCAUCUCGGACAUGAAACAAGCAAUAACGAAGUAUGAGCAAGCACAAAGCAAGUCAUUCCAUAGAACGUCCACACCACACAAAAGCAUAUAACAAUGCAAGUGGCAUGCGAUGGCCCAACAAAGACAAAAAUCAAGUAACACAUAGACAAUAAGGAAGCAUACACGUGCAAGUAUGGAUAAACAUCGUUUUAUUAAUAUGUAUAGCCUUGGUAUGGCAAGGGAGUACCCAAUUUUAGCCCCUAUCUACUGGUGGCCAUGAUGCUUCCCUAAGUCACCAAGUCACCUCCCCCUAAGGAGCCUUCUAGAGAUACAAGGUCUUCUCAGUAACAUAUAUGAGAUAUAUAAAUAAUUACAAUACUGCCACUAACCUACCCCAUGUGGUUGCUUGGUGCAAGACUUGACUAAUGAUCAAGCACCAAUGCAUGCUCGCUUACAAAAUGGCCCUAUGUGGGUGUGCCAAAGGAGCAUCACGUCACACCCAACACCACAUGAGGUGGUACCCUAUAGUUGGUUAGCGAUAUCUCAUAAUAUUUAUUAAAUUCAAAUGUGUGGGACCCGAUAUUGGAUUGCACUAAUAGCAAUAUGCUACCUCCUUGUAGUAUUGGGCACCAAUGGUGCCCCUUAGCAUUUCUCUUUUGAAAGAUAGAGCAGAGAAACUAUUGGGAGUGCACUAAAGAAUUGUAGAGAUAAGAGUUUUGCCGCGAAUUACUCCAAAUGCAAUCAUCAUAUUAUUACCACAACUAUAAAGAACAUAACAAGAUGUGUACGAACGAGAUAUUCGGCAACAAGACGAAGUUUGUCCCAAUCACUCUUAUGCAAACACAAUCCAUAUCAACUUUUAUAUUGUAAAAUACAAUUUUGCAAAAUAACUACAAAAAAAAAAGUUUAGAUUUUUACCAAUUAUUCUCGUGCAAAACAACAUAUAUCAACGAAAAAAAAAAUACAAAAACAAUUAAGGGCUCAAUAUAGACAUGCCGUCGUCGGCUCUACCAGACGAGCUAUGGAGGCGAAUUCUAGAACUUGGUGUUCACAGUCGCGAUUUGACCUUCAAAGAUCUCUGUUGCCUUUCAAUCACCUCCGUACGCUUUCGCCGAUUAUCUUCCGACGACGAUCUCUGGUCCCAUCUUCUCUCCUCUGAUUUCUCGGUCGACCGUUGCCGUUCGCCAUUGCUCUCCUCCAAGUCAUUGUACAAGUGCAGGUUUGAGAGGGACAGAGAGAAGAAGUUAGCGGCUCAGAGGAGGGCAUUGCUAAGAAAAGAGAGCCAAAUUGCUGAACAUUUGGAAAGAGUUAAGGAGUUGGCGAGUCGUUUGGCGGAGGAGCAAGAUAGGAUGAGAGCAACUCUUGCUGAGUUAUCGAGUUUGAGCAAAAUUAGGCAAGCAUCGGUGGCUUUGAAUGUGUGGCAGCCAGAAGUGGUUCGUGGAAGGCACAAGCAGAUAGUGGAGCAGAAUGUUGUGCCAGUUGAGUCUCGAGUUCGUGCCAUGGAGAUGGAGCUCAAGCUUUGCAGGCAACAGAUUUGUGGUUUCGAAAGAGCUUAUAAGGAAGAGAAGCAGAGGUUUGAUAUUGCAAGAAAAGAGUUGAAGUCAUUAAAGUAUCAUCCUUUUGGGCUUAAUGAAUCAACAAGUGGGGUGAAAGGUGAAUCUGAGGCUAAUAUCAGGAGAAACAAACGGAGAAGAUGCAGUAAGGAUCAGGAUACAGGAAAAUCAUAGCUGGCCAUGCAUCUUUCUCGCACGCCCGGUCUGGUCAACUGCUUCCUUCAGGAACGCAACAAAAUCUAUUAGACGUGGUUAUGAAGAACCCCGCUAGUGCGGAUGUGCACACGAUGAUUGGUAAAAUCAUCUUCACCAGGCAUUUUUUUUAGUUUCUAACAUCAAUAGUUAGUAAAUAAAGUUCUUAAAAGUUUCAAAGAAAUAUGUUAAAACUUGCUUAGUAUUAGACAUGGUUAUGAUGAACUCUGCUGGUGCGGAUGUGCGCACGAUGAUUGGUAAAAUCAUCUUUGCCAGUCAUUUUAUUUUAGUUUCUAACAUAAAUAUUUUGUAAAUAAAUUUAUUACAAGUUUCAAAGAAAUAUGUUGAAACUUGCUUGGUAGUCCAAAAUUUCGUAUUGUUAGGUGACAGCUAGAUGGCGCUGAAAACUAGUUUAGGUGAAAAGGGCCAACUGUGAAGUUCUGUAAUUUAUACCAUAUGCUAUGAUAUGCAAGAUUUGUGAUUUUAUUGACCAAGAA
Molecule: messenger RNA, 2364 nt
Organism: Humulus lupulus (European hop)
Lineage: Eukaryota; Viridiplantae; Streptophyta; Magnoliopsida; Rosales; Cannabaceae
Product: F-box protein SKIP24
Exons: 5
Coding region: 1115-1849 (244 amino acids)
Molecular function (GO): protein binding
Source: RefSeq, a predicted model, not a curated record